Microcebus murinus (gray mouse lemur) is the source of this 4625-nucleotide messenger RNA. The record is from RefSeq and is a predicted model, not a curated record. NCBI's taxonomy places the organism in Eukaryota, Metazoa, Chordata, Mammalia, Primates, Cheirogaleidae.
GGUGGGGGUGGGCUGAGGCUCCUCCGAGGCCGGCAGCCGCCACCAUGAAGAAGAUCUUCUGCUUCUGGGGAGACCAGGGCGCGCCGCCCUCCCGCCCCUGCAGCGGCCGUGGCCAGACCAGGGUCGGCCUGCAAGGCCAGGCUGGUGACAGCGCCUUCCUGCAGCCACGCUACCACAUCCGGAAGAAAGAUCUCGGCAAAAUUCACCAGGCUGCCCGCGCUGGUGACGUAGCGAAAGUGGAGCAGGUCCUUUCUCUGAAGAAGAAGGUUCUGGAUGCCAGAGACAGACAGAAGAGGACUGCUCUCCAUUUGGCCUGCGCCAGUGGCCAUCCAAAAGUGGUUACUAUCCUUGUGGAUAGAAAAUGCAAGCUCAAUGUCCCCGACAGUGAAAAAAGGACAGCUCUGAUUAAGGCGGUACAAUGCCAGGAAGAGGAGUGUGCCACCGUCCUGUUAGAACAUGGUGCGGAUCCAAAUCGCAGUGAUGUCUGUGGCAACACAGCUCUUCACUACGCUGUCUAUCAUGAGAACACAUCGAUCACAGAAAAACUCCUUUCACAUGGCGCAAAUAUAGAAGCAAUAAACAAGGAUCACCUCACUCCACUUUUACUUGCUAUAAGUGGAAAAAAGAAGGAAAUGAUAGAAUUUUUGGUCAAGAAGAAUGCAAAUAUAAAUGCAGUAGAUAAAAUUAAAAGCAUUCACCUCCAAGCUUCAGAAUAUAAAGAAAAGAUACCUGACAAUCUUUCUCAAAAUAGCAAUCCAGUGGAUGGGAUUUCUGAAGACUCUACAGUCAGGAUUUCCACCAACCUGGGUAUUGAUGAUUCGUGGCCUACAUCAGACAGUGAAGACUUCAGUGUCGAUAAGAAGGAUAUUUCUGAACCAAACUUAACAAACUUAACUACCACUUCUCAGCAAUCCAGGAAAAACUUAGAAGCAAAAUAUGCUACUGUGAGAACAUAUAAUGAAAACGUGUUUGAGGACAAGAUUUCUGAUCAACCAAAUGAAGAUUUGUUUGAAUGCGUUCCUGCAACAUCAGCCGAAGUCCAGGGCUUUUUAAAUCCUUCCUUUCUACCACCUGAGCUUCAUCAGAAACCUUCCUUCCAGUCAUUGGAAAACUGUGGUCUUACAAAGGAUGGAGCAACAAAGCCAGAAUCUGGACAAAAGGAACAUGGUAUUGGUAUUAUUGAAAAUGCUCCACGAGAGCAAAAAGAUAAUGUCAAUUUUAUUUGUGUGAACAAAAAUAACAGAAGUGACAAGAUGUCUGCAUUUGGGUCUGGAAAAAAUGAAGAUGCAGGAUCACCUCAGGAUUUGGAGAGUAUCUCCACGAAUCUCCCACAGAAGGAUAGUGGUGAUUUACGUGGGGCUGCAGUUCACAAACAAAAAUAUAUGAUAAAUGGACAAGAAGCAGAAGAAGACCUGGAAGUGACAUCAGAGAAUGAGCAAGAGAGGCAUGAAGAAAGUGAAAAUAACCAGCCACAGGUUGAAGAAAGGGAGAAUCACAAAAGCAAUAAAAUGGCAGUAUCAGAAAAUCUUUAUGAUGCUGCUGCUGAUGACAGUGAUGAUGAAGCAUUACUUCAAGAAAGAAAGAGUGGAAAUACUGACAGUUGGCAAUUUCCUAGGAUGGAGAAUGAAGUGUGUGAUAGGCCUGCAAAGAAAAUGUCUAAUGAAAAGAACAAGGUCAAAGGACAAAUACAUUCUAUGGGUGACCAUGAUGACUUAACUUGGUCAUCUGAAACAGCCCCAGAGGAUUAUUCUGUUAGCCUAUUGAAAAUGCAAGAUGACGGUCUUUCACGGGAAAGAUUAGUAGAAAUUAAAAGCAAUCACUGUGAAAGACUUACGAUGAAAAUUAAAAAAAUGGAAAACAAGGUUAGCGUUCUGCAAGAUGAGCUCCAUGAAACCAAAAAAAUAAACUCACAGUUAAUGUAUGAAAAAGCUAUAUGGGAAUGUGAACUCUCUACUUUGAGAUGUACCCUAAAAGAAGAAGGAGAGAAGAGAAGAAAUGCUGAUAUGUUAUAUGAAAACUCUCUGGAAGCAUUAAGAACAAAAGAAGAGGAAUACAGGAAAGAAGUUGAAGUGAAACAACAACUUGAACAGUCUCUGAAAACACUGAAUACAGAAAUGAGCAUAUUAAGAAAUUAUUUGUCUGAGCUUGCACAAAAGUACAAUGAGAGUCAGAGGCAGCUAUAUGGAGAACAGAACACCAGACUAUUACAAGGUCGGAUUCUGGCCAAUCAACUUUACACACAAAGUGAAACAGAAAUGACUCUAAGGGAAAUGGAAUCUGAGAUUUUUCAGGGUUAUGAAAAAGAACAAGCUCUGAUACGUAAAAAUGACAUGUUGCAUGAAGAAAUAGCCAUGCUAAAAAUGGAAAUAGCAACAAUAAAAUAUCAGAAUGAGGAAAAAGAAAAGAAAUAUAUGAAUGACAUUAAAAUUUUUGAAGAAGUGAAUGAGAACCUUCAAAUGACCCUAAAACAGAAUGUGGAAAAAUUAACAGACACAGUAUCUCAGUAUAGUGACCAGCUUAAUGCUCUGGCAUCUGAGAAUGCCUUGCUGAAUGCUAAACUAGAAAAUGAAAAACAGGACAAGGAAAGACUGGAAGCAGAACUUGAAGCAUGCCCUUCUAGAUUGACUGCUGCAAUACAUGAUCUUGAUCAAAGUGAGAUGCUAAGAAGAGACGUCAAAAUGUCUUUGCAGAGAGCAAGUCAUGAGUGGUUUUGCUUACCGAAUGAAAUAACUGUGUGUGUGUCUAAUCUCAAAGAAAACCCUGAGAUUGUUGGUCAAAAAUGUUCUAAGGCUGAAAGUAAAAUCAACAGCCUGGAAAAUGAGCUCCAUCACACAAAUGUUCUGGGAGAGAAGAUGCUGGUUUUAGAAUGUGUCCAAAGAGACCUAUACCAAACAAAAUGUCAAAUGAAAAAGAUGAAAGAAAUGUAUGAAAAUGAGCAAUAUCAAGUGAAGAAAUACAUUGGACAACAGGAAUAUCUAGAGGAGAGAAUAUCUGAACUAGAAAGAGAAAAUAUGUUGCUUCAACAGCAACUGGCUUAUGCUCACAGCAAAGCAGAGGAUAAAGAGGAGACACUAAUGAAUGUGCGAGAGCAAUUUCAAGAUACUGUGAAAAACCUUCUAGCUGAGAAUGGAAAGCAAAGUCUUCUGCUAGAAGAUAGAAUUAAACAGUUAAUCAGUGAAUGCAAUCAGUUAAAAGAAAGACUAUAUCAAAAUGAAAAAGGGAAACCAGAAGAAGUACUUGUGAGACAACUUCAAGAACUGGCUGAUUCCUUGGAAAAAACGUCAACCUCAGAGGCUUCACAAGAGGUUCUAUCACGUCACAUGAAUGUAGAAAAUGAGACACCAGAUUCAAAGAAGGCAUUGGACCAAAUCAGGAAUCAUAUUGAUGAUCUUACAGAAUCACUGGUAACUGUAUCUUCAAGAUGUCGAUACCUAGAUGCAAAGAAUGUAGUUUAUGAGCAAGAAUUAUUAUCUAUGAAAGCAAUAGAAAAACAAUGUGACAUACUACAGAAAAAUAACAUGAAAUUGGAACAUGAAUUACUGAACCUCCAAAAUUAUAUGGAACAGAACAUGGUAGACCGUGGUCAGGUUCAGCGAUAUGAGCAGGAGAUUGAAGAAAGAGCAACACAGUUUAUUGUAGAAAAAUUAAAAGAAGUCAAUCUAUUUUUACAGGCACAAGCAGCAAUGGAAGAAUACAGAGAACAGUUGAGGGAGAAUUAUCUGGCUGCAAUAAGCAGUGAGAUGGAAUUCAGAAUGAAAGAUCUUGAGUCUGAAGUCUCCAAUAUGACAAAUGCUCGAGAAGACUUUCAUUGCAUUGAACUGGAAAAAUAUAAACAGCUCUAUCAAUUAGAACUAGAAGAUAGAAAAUACUUGUCAAUGAAACUAAAAAAAGCUACUGAGAGACUAGCAGAAUUCAGUAGCAAUCUUGUUGCGGAGACACAGACUAGACGUUUCUUUGCCACUUGUACAAUGAGCACAGUCCUACAGUCAGCAUCUGCUGGAACUCCUUGUAAUGGUUUUGGUCUUCACAGAGAAUUUACUUCAACAGAAUACUCACUGUUCUCUUCUUCCUGUUCAUGGACGUCAGAUUCCAGCUUGAAGAACAACUUGAGUGAGAUGCAACAAGAGUUGGAAGAAAUAACUGUAGGACUAGAAGUAGGUGCCGCUGGAUACUCCCCUCUAGAACAGCUUCUCCUCUAGGAUCCACUGAUAAAUAAAAAUGAAGACAUUCUUUGAAAAGCAUCAUGACAAUACGUGCCAAUUAAAAAAAAAAUUAUAUGAUCUCAAAGACUUAAGUGGAUCUUGCAAAUGAAAGCCAAUUUUAUAUCCUCAGACUGCCAAAUGCCAGCUGGUUAAACAGCCAAACAACCAAAUUUUCAUGAAUACUUUAGUGAAAGUAAUUGAUGGUUUAUUUUUGUAUAUUACAAUUUUUUAUCACUAUACAUAGUGAUAGAUUUAGAUUUCCACAGAUAUCAUUUUGCAUCCUGGUACUGUGGUCAUUGUCAGUGUUUGGAGGUGUCACAAAUAUUACAGUGCCAUCAGACUUAUAUAAUUUUAAUUUUAAGCACUGAUUUAUAUGACUCUUUCUUCCUGGAGAAAUAAAUUUACCUAGUGGUUUUCACUUUU